Diutina rugosa is the source of this 1677-nucleotide messenger RNA. RefSeq lists its product as uncharacterized. The transcript has a single exon. Lineage: Eukaryota; Fungi; Ascomycota; Pichiomycetes; Serinales; Debaryomycetaceae. The record is from RefSeq and is a predicted model, not a curated record. Bases 1 to 1677 code for a protein of 558 amino acids.
AUGUUCUCCGAAUUCUUGCCGUCUUUGAACAAAGCGCUCCCCGCGGGCGGGCUCUUGCAAUGGGCCAUGUUGUUGUUCGUUUUCCUGCACUCUCUCCGUUACCUUUUACUCGUGGUUUACGCUAUUGUUAGUCUUGUCUGGGUGAUCCCCAAACUCGUGCUUCGUUUCUAUCUUUUCAUUGAAGACGUGUACGAUGGACUCAUGAUCUGGUGGAUGAAGAAGCAGAACAAUUGCACUGUUCUCUUUACCGAAUACGCUGAACGCAGGCUUCAGCGCAACGAGAAAAUCAACCUGUGGUACUUCCAGUGGUGUGCUCAGCAGCGCAAGCUCAGACACUUCUGCGAGGACUGUGUGGACGGGUGUGCAUUGGCUGUGAAGGCUAUCUACACUACGGUGAAGCCACCUUUUGUUAUUGUUUCGAACUUUGGUUCCAAGUGCUACCGCUAUGUGUCGCCGCGUUUGUUGGGCUGGCUCUACCAAGUGUGGGCCAUGCUUAUUUGCGGACUCGACCGCAUCGGGGCCAUGAUUCUUCCGGUUGUUCUGGUGGCCGCGUGGGUGAUUAAGCUCGCGGGCACCGCUGUUCACGUUACUGGAUACUUUGUUGGGUACGCGGUGGUUCUAAUCGCUGCCCCUUUUGUUUACUCGGCUGGCAGAUGGAUCUUUGGCAAGGCGGACGUUGCUGAGCCAGAGGAAGAAUCCGAACGCCAACGCUGCCGGGUGGUACGGUAUGACAUCUCUAUCAACCUCAUGCAGCGUGUUAUUGAGCGCCGUGCCGUGCAACUGGACAACGCCCUUGUGAUUGGCGACAGCCAAAGGGUCAGCGUUGCUUGGCAGUGUGGACGGGAACUCUGGGACUUGGUUCGUACUCUGGAGAUUCCCAUCCCCGGUGUUGACGCUUCGAUGGUGUACAAGGUUUUUGAACUGCUUUUUGCCAAGCUUGCGGACUGUGGGAUCUUUGUGGAGACCGACGACGACAACAGUGCCUGGUUCAAGACCAUUUUGUACCUUGCAGUUGUGCUGCAGGCCAAGAUGAUGUACCUUGCUUCCAUCGGUGUUUAUUUUGAUGACUCGUUUGUGCCGCGCGCGUUCCACUUGCAGACCAAUGCUGGAUACAUCGACUGCGAGUUUGUGCCGCGUCCGUUCCGACUCCUGGCCAGAAACCGCACCAACUACUCGUUCGUGCCGAUCCGUUUCCGUCUUCAGGCCAGACCCCGUGCCGACUACUCGUUCGUGCCGAUCCGUUUCCGUCUUCAGGCCAGACCCCGCGCCGACUACUCGUUCGUGCCGAUUCCGUUCCGACUCCUGGCCAGAAACCGCACCAACUACUCGUUCGUGCCGAUCCGUUUCCGCCUUCAGGCCAGACCCCGUGCCGACUACUCGUUUGCGCCGCGUCCGUUCCAUCUUCAGGCCAGACCCCGCGCCGACUACUCGUUCGUGCCGAUUCCGUUCCGACUCCUGGCCAGAAACCGCACCAACUACUCGUUCGUGCCGAUCCGUUUCCGCCUUCAGGCCAGACCCCGUGCCGACUACUCGUUUGCGCCGCGUCCGUUCCGUCUUCAGGCCAGACCCUGCGCCGACUACUCGUUCGUGCCGAUUCCGUUCCGACUCCUGGCCAGAAACCGCACCAACUACUCGUUCGAGCCGCGCGCCCUCCAGCUUGGGGGUGCCACCACCUGA